Messenger RNA from Seriola aureovittata, 1359 nucleotides. It is a transcript of the gene tmed1a, whose product is annotated as transmembrane p24 trafficking protein 1a. Lineage: Eukaryota; Metazoa; Chordata; Actinopteri; Carangiformes; Carangidae. The transcript is spliced from 4 exons. Gene Ontology annotation, biological process: endoplasmic reticulum to Golgi vesicle-mediated transport; Golgi organization; intracellular protein transport. The record is from RefSeq and is a predicted model, not a curated record. Gene Ontology annotation, cellular component: endoplasmic reticulum; COPII-coated ER to Golgi transport vesicle; Golgi apparatus. Bases 8 to 712 code for a protein of 234 amino acids.
AUGGACUAUGCACUGUGUCCGGAGGACGAUGGAUCAGGAUGUGUCUGCACAGCUGUGUUUGCUGGCUUGUUUCAUUCUGACUGUGGACUUGACUUUGGGUUUGGGGUCAAAUCAAGACAUGCAAUUUACAUUUCUGUUACCUGCUGGCAGCACUGAGUGCUUUUACCAAACCACCAUGAGUAACGACAGCAUGGAAGUUGAAUACCAGGUGAUAGCCGGGUCAGGCCUUGAUGUCGGCUUUGCCCUCAUCUCACCCAGCGGACACCGAUUGGUCUCUGACUUCAGGAAAUCUGACGGCAUGCACAUGGUGGAUCCCACAGAGGAUGGGGACUACCGGCUGUGUUUCGACAACAGCUUCAGUAAGCUGUCAGAGAAGAUGGUGUUUUUUGAGGUGAUCAUUAACAGUCAGAGCAGCACAGGUAGAGGCAGAGAGGAGUGGGCAGACAUGGCCGCCACAGAGAGCAUGGCGGAGUACAAACUGGAGGACAUCAGGGCCAGGAUGGAGUUUGUGUACCAGCAACUGGAGAGGAGCCGCCAGGUCCAGACUGUGCUGCGGGCCUUUGAGGCGAGGGACCGCUACCUUCUGGAGGACAACCUGUGGCGGGUGUCCUUCUGGUCCUGCCUCAACCUGCUUGUCAUGCUCACUGUGGCCGUCACACAGAUCUACACCCUGCGGCGCCUCUUUGACGACACCAAGCGGACCCGCACAUAGAGGCAACAGAACUGUUUGUUUAAGCUCCAGCCAACAGAGUGCAGAGAGUGUGUUUUGCACUAAACCCUCCACUAACAUGAGCCCUGUGAGCUGAAUUUAAAAGGAUAGUUCACACUUUUGAUUCAUCAUGCACUGGGAACUUUUUAUUUGUAGGCACAAAGUGCUUGGUUGAAUCUUUUAUGAAUUCCAGUUAUACACACAGACACACACACACGAUACCCUCAGCACUGAUAUUUGUUUAUAGUGUCAGCUAGAAAACCGAAGCUGUUCUCACUGUAAUGUUGUUUUAUUGAAUUUCACUUAUUACAUUUUACAUUGUCAUUUAUGCUUUAUCAAACCAGAAGCUAUAGCAAAACCAAAUAAUAUUAGAAACCUUGCCUCAUACAGUAAAAAAGAUUUUCUUUCUUUGGAUGCAAUUGCACUUUGUUGUUAAGAACAUACAUAACGCAAUAGACAAGAUUUAUUGUGCAUUCAUAUCACUACCACUCUUUUGUCUCACACUAGGCCUAUUGAGGAACUUGCUGGGUCCGCUCAGCUUCCUGAGCCGUCGUUUACAUUUUCUUUGUCAUAAAUCAAGCACUUGAAUGGCAUUUUUCUUUGUCAUCACAGAACAGAUGCUCCAAUAAUAAAUUCUCAUGUUGACCUGC